Erinaceus europaeus (western European hedgehog) is the source of this 3591-nucleotide messenger RNA. RefSeq names its product solute carrier family 25 member 27 (gene SLC25A27). Lineage: Eukaryota; Metazoa; Chordata; Mammalia; Eulipotyphla; Erinaceidae. Gene Ontology annotation, biological process: mitochondrial transport; response to cold. Gene Ontology annotation, cellular component: mitochondrial membrane. The transcript has 9 exons. The record is from RefSeq and is a predicted model, not a curated record. The coding region runs from base 1510 to 2337 and encodes 275 amino acids.
CAUUAGAGGUCGCUAUGGUCCUUUCCAUCCAAUUUCAUUUCCCUUAGAGGUGUGUUGCUAUUUUACCUAAAUGUGUACUAAUAUUUUAGAAGCUCUAUGAAGGGUCAUUCAUUUAUAGGAAUCAUUUUCCUUUACAUGACAAUAGUCUUAUUAAAAAAAAAAACUUGUCUUUUUAUCCUUCUUGAUAUUAUCUUGAUUUGUAUUUCUGCACAGCUAGGCUGUAUUUUGGGUCUAAGUUGUGGGACUAUCCUGUUGGACUUGAGUUAUUAUCACUUAAUGAGCAUCUAUACUAAACAUCUGCCAAUUAACUGGAACAUCUAUUCUAGGACUACUUAUCAGGAAUCUGAGAAGUCAGUACUACCUAUUAGUAAUAUAAGCAGGACACCAACUGAUAAUCACAACAUUUUAAGAAACACUACAAUACUAGAACUGUGGAAAUAAAAUUAACACCCAAUCCUGACUUCACAAGCUAGUGGGGAGACAUGCAGAUACAGAGCAUUGCAUGGUGUUAUUUACUAUAAAGAAGGCAUUAUUAAAUAUUAUAGAGGAGGAACAAUGACUUCUGCCUAAGCAAAUCGGCCACUUGGGAUGGAAUUUUGACACCUGUGUAUGCCGAGGUGUUAUUUCUUCCAAGGGUUAUUUGAGUAGAGUGCCUAUGUUCAUCCUGUGAAUUCUUCACCGUGUAUUUUAAGAAUAACCUUCGUUUUCUUGCCCAUUAAAAAAAAAAAAAGACACAUAUCUGAUGUGCUACCAUUUAUUUGUCCACUUCCAGAAUAACUUUAUUUUGUAUUCCAGAGGAAUAAACACAAUCUCUUUGUUAUUCCUUUUAUAAUCCUCCACUUUUCCCGUUGGGCCUUCUUAUUCUUCUCUCUUAAAACGGAUGGAGAAUUUUUGUUAUUCAUUGUUUCAGUUGAAAUCAUAAGCGUUUUUUUAAAAAUUAAAAGCAUAUUUUUCAAUGACUGGUUAUAUUUCCAAGAUUUUUUUUUUUACACUUAAGUUUACUUUACUAUUUGUUCAUUGUUUUUACUGAGAUGUAAUUGACAUAGAGCAUUAUUUUGUUUCAGGUGUACAAUUGUUUUAUCUUUGUAUAUAUUAUUAAAUUAUCACAAUAAGUCUAGUUAACAUUUUUUUUUUAAAACAGAGACUUCUCUCUACAACAAUGGAACUUUUCUUCUAUGAAUUGUGAAGGAGGUGGGAGGCAGGGAAACUAAAGUAGGAGAUGGUUUUGAAUAUCCAGAAACUAAGCAUCAAAAUUUGAAGUAUUAUUUAAGUAGCAAGGGAACCAAAAUUAUUUUGAGAGUCCUGUGUUAGAAUUUUAGCCUAUGAUAAAAUAGAGGUUCCUACAUCCUAAGACUUUUCAGGUUUCAUAAGUCAAAAAGUCUAUUGCACUAUUGCUUGAAUUGUCUAUAUGAAGGCUACUUCUAUUUUAGAGAAACUAUCAGAAGAUAAUGACUUUUCCAAAGACACAAUGCAACCUUUCCUCUCGAUCUCACAAAAACUCGUCUCCAAAUGCAAGGAGAAGCCGCUCUUGCUCAGUUGGGGGAGUGUGCACAGCAGUCUGCUCCCUAUAGGGGCAUGGUACGCACAGCCCUAGGUAUUGUCCAAGAGGAAGGCUUUCUAAAGCUUUGGCAAGGAGUGACACCUGCCAUUUACAGGCACAUAGUGUACUCUGGAGGUCGAAUGGUAACAUAUGAACAUCUCCGUGAAGUUGUGUUUGGCAAAAGUGAAGAUAAACAUUAUCCCCUUUGGAAAUCUGUAAUUGGCGGAAUGUUGGCUGGAGUAAUUGGCCAAUUCUUAGCUAAUCCAACUGACUUAGUGAAGGUUCAGAUGCAAAUGGAAGGAAGAAGAAAACUUGAAGGAAAACCUUUGAGAUUCCGUGGUGUGCAUCAUGCAUUUGCAAAAAUCUUAGCUGAAGGUGGAAUUCGUGGGCUUUGGGCAGGCUGGAUACCCAAUAUACAAAGAGCAGCACUGGUGAAUAUGGGAGAUUUAACCACUUAUGAUACAGUAAAACACUAUUUGGUAUUGAAUACGACACUUGAGGACAAUAUCAUGACUCAUGGUUUAUCAAGUUUUUGUUCAGGACUGGUAGCUUCUAUUCUGGGAACACCAGCUGAUGUCAUCAAGAGUCGAAUAAUGAAUCAACCACGAGAUAAACAAGGAAGGGGACUUUUAUAUAAAUCAUCAACUGACUGUUUGAUUCAGGCUGUUCAAGGAGAAGGAUUCAUGAGUCUUUAUAAAGGCUUUUUACCAUCCUGGCUGCGAAUGACCCCUUGGUCACUGGUAUUCUGGCUUACAUAUGAAAAAAUCAGAGAGAUGAGUGGAGUCACUCCAUUUUAAGACUUUAAAGAUGCAACCCUUAAAGUUACUAUGGUCAUUGUCAGUGAAGUAUGGACAGCGGCAACACACAUCUCUAUUCUUUCUACCUCUAUAAGAAGACAUCAUAUUCAACAAAGACUGAUAUACAGGGGGUAGUACUCUGUAUUUCCUGGGUAACACUGAGUUUUCUUUGACUGCUCUUUUUGUUCAAAAGUAAUCUGAUGGGAUAAUACAAGGCUGUCCAAUGAAAUACUCCAUGUACCAUUUUCUAAAGAGUCAAGUUCUGACCUAGUAUUGACCUUGAGCAAGAAGAUUUGACCUUUGAGAUACUAGUCUCUGUUGAAGAACCUGCUUAGAGGGCAAGUGCCAGAUGAGAGGCAGCAUCUCAGGUCUGAAGAAGACAAUAGGGAUGUACAUGAUUAAGUGAUUAAGAAAUAGAGUCAACCUGUUAUGUCAGUAUUUACACUGUUGUUGUUAAAGUACAUAGUUUAAAGUACAUUGUUCAUUAAAGUACAUACUGUACUUUAAAAGGAGGUGAGUGAAACUUUAUGAAUAAACAUUUUGAGUUUCCUUAGUGUUAAAGGAAGUUGAUAUACCUUUUCUUGACAGGAAGACGAGAAAAAUCAAGUAGAUGAUGUUUUGCAAUUAAAGGAAAGAAGCUGCCUUCUUCUUUGCCCCAUCAUUUCAUCUGUGUUAAUUGGUUAGCUGUACAUUUCACUAUACAAGCUAAGGACUUCUUGGUAGCCUUUAGAAUCUGAAUCUUGAUGAAAACAGGAUAUAUUUGUCUUGUUACAUAUGUCAUCACAACUUGAAUUAUCACUAGCUCUCAAGAAUCUCUCUCUACAUAAAUACAAUUUAUUAGAUUAAAAGUCAGGUGGAUAUGCUUCCUUAAUGAAACAGUGGUUAUUACCAGCUGUUCAGUGGCAUUUUUUUAAAAGUAAGGUUGAGUUGAAGUCAGUGAAUUCUAACAUCCCAUUCUUCCUCAUCUUUUCUUAACACGACCUUUGAGAGAGAAAAUUCAGAAAUCACAGUGAAAUUGUCUUUGUUGUCUGAAUCUUAUUUAGUUUGACAAAGCUUCCUACCUAAAAAAUAAGUAUAAACUGUAUACAAUAUAGUCAUAUCUAGAAUCACUAAAUUGAAUUUCUUAAUUUAGAAAGGUGAUUCUUUAGAUUCAUAUACAUGUCUCCCAUACCCCCAACCUUAGAGAACAGGCAUUUCUGACUUACUCAGCACUGUUGUUGGGUAGAGGAAGUAUCAAAGUAAGAAAAUGAAAAA